Messenger RNA from Propithecus coquereli (Coquerel's sifaka), 2748 nucleotides. RefSeq names its product N-acetylated alpha-linked acidic dipeptidase-like 2 (gene NAALADL2). The coding region runs from base 1 to 2748 and encodes 915 amino acids. The transcript is spliced from 17 exons. The record is from RefSeq and is a predicted model, not a curated record. NCBI's taxonomy places the organism in Eukaryota, Metazoa, Chordata, Mammalia, Primates, Indriidae.
AUGGAGCAUGGGACGGCCGUCUCCAUUGCCUGGCCAGAGCAGUGUGAUCUGACCCACAGGAGGAUGACCCUUCCUCCACCGACCUUCACGUCCACUCAGGCAGGGAAGCACCUGAAGUCAGUGCAAAGUUGUGGCAUGGGACAACAGGCUGUGUGGAGAAGAGACAAUAGCAGGAAACAUUUUGAACUCCCUGGUGCUCUGUGCUGGGUCCACACUGGGCGGGGGAGGGACUGGUCUGAGUGGACACUUCCCGAGUCCGAAGGAAGGAGUUUGGAGACCGGCACCUUGCCUCUGGUGGUCAGCAGGACCAGAACAGAGGGGGUGAACGCUAAAAGGGAGGCUCUGCCUCUGGAAACCGCUGAAGAUUUAGCUGGCUCAGGUUAUCCUAAUACCACUCUGCAAGGUAAGAAGAUGGCCUAUCAGAAGGUCAAUGCAGAUCAAAGAGCUCCAGGACACUCACAGUUCUUAGACAAUGAUGACCUUCAAGCUACUGCCCUUGACUUAGAGUGGGACAUGGAGAAGGAACUGGAGGAGCCUGGUUUUGACCAGUUCCAGCUAGACAGUGCUGAGAAUCAGAACCUGGGGCACUCAGAGACUGCAGACCUCAAUCUUGAUUCCAUUCAACCAGCAAUUUCACCGAAAGGAAGGUUCCAGCGACUUCAAGAAGAAUCUGACUACAUUACCCAUUAUGCAAGACCUGCACCAAAGAGCAACCGCUGCAACUUUUGCUACCUUUUAAAAAUACUUUGCACAGCCACUAUUUUAUUUAUUUUUGGAAUUGUGAUAGGUUAUUAUGCACAUAAAAAUUGCCCUUCAGAUGCAACAUCUUCGGAAACAGUUUAUCCUCAGUUAUACCAAGAAAUUCUCAAGACAAUCCAAGCAGAAGACAUUAAGAAGUCUUUCAGAAAUUUCAUACAACUGUAUAAAAGUGAAGAUGACAUGGAAAUUUCAAAACAGAUUAAGACUCAUUGGACUUCUUUGGGCCUAGAAGAUACACAGUUUGUAAAUUACUCUGUGCUGCUUAAUCUGCCAGGCCCUUCUCCCAGUACUGUGACUCUGAACAGCAGUGGUCAAUGCUUCCAUCCUGAUGGCCAGCCUUGCAGCGAAAAAGCCAGAAAAGACAGCAGCCAAGAUGUGCUCUACUCAUAUGCAGCCUAUUCUGCCAAAGGAACUCUCAAGGCUGAAGUCAUUGAUGUGAGUUAUGGAACUGCAGAUGAUUUAAAAAGGAUUAAAAAAAUGAAAAAUGUAACAAAUCAGAUUGCACUCCUGAAAUUAGGAAAACUGCCACUGCUUUAUAAGCUUUCCUUAUUGGAAAAGGCUGGAUUUGGAGGUGUCCUUCUAUAUAUUGAUCCUUGUGAUUUACCAAAGACUGCAAAUCUUAGCCAUGAUACUUUCAUGGUGUCACUGAAUCCAGGAGGAGAUCCUUCUACGCCUGGUUACCCAAGUGCUGAUGGAAGCUUUAGACAAAGCAGAUCGAACCUCACCUCUCUGUUAGUGCAGCCCAUCUCUGCAUCCCUCGUCGCAAAACUGAUCUCUUCAGUGAAAGCUAGAACCAAAAAUGAUGUCUGUAACCCUCUAGAACUUCCAAAUAAUGAAAUAAGAAUUGUCAGCAUGCAAGUUCAAACAGUCACGAAAUUCAAAACAGUUACUAAUGUUGUUGGAUAUGUAAGAGGCUUGGCAUCCCCAGACCGGUAUAUUAUAGUUGGCAGCCACCAUCGUACUGCAUACAGUUAUAAUGGACAAGAAUGGGCCAGUAGCACGGCAAUAAUCACAGCUUUUAUCCGGGCCUUGAUGUUAAGAGUGAAGAGAGGGUGGAGACCAGACCGCACUAUUGUUUUCUGCUCUUGGGGAGGAACAGCUUUUGGCAAUAUUGGCUCAUAUGAGUGGGGAGAGGAUUUCAAGAAGGUUCUGCAGAAAAAUGUUGUGGCUUAUAUUAGUCUCCAUAAUCCCGUACGGGGUAACUCAAGUCUCCAUCGUGUAGCAUCACCAUCUCUUCAGCAACUAGUAGUAGAGAAAAAUAAUUUCAACUGUACCAGAAGAGCUCAGUGCCCAGAAACCAAUGUCAGUUCUGUACAGAUACAAGGUGAUGCUGAUUAUUUCAUCAACCAUCUUGGAGUUCCCACCGUGCAGUUUGCUUAUGAGGACAUCAAGGCAUUAGAGGCUCCAAGUUUUCUCUCCGAGGCCCUUUUUCCUAGACAUGCAACAAAAAUUGAAGAAAUGGAUCCUUUUUUCAACCUUCAUGAAACUAUUACCAAGUUAAGUCCAAUCAUCUUUUUAAAAUUAUCAAACCAUCCUUUGCUGGCAUUAAAUUCUCUAGCUUUAGCUCAGGAUGAACAUAACAGCCUGAAGGGUGAUCAACCCAACACUCGUCAGCUGCUAGCCCUGGCAUCACACCUGAGGGAGAGUGCUGAAAUCUUUCAGUCAGAUGAGAUGCGACCUGCUAAUGAUCCCAAGGAGAGAGCUCCCAUCCGCGUCCGGAUGCUGAAUGACAUUCUCCAAGACAUGGAGAAAAGCUUCCUGGUGCGGCAGGUGCCACCAGGUUUUUAUAGAAACAUCCUGUACCACCUUGAUGGGAAGACAAGCCAAUUUUCAAUACUCGUGGAGGCCUGGGAGCACUGCAAGCCACUUGCAUCAAAUGAGACCCUUCAAGAAGCCCUAUCAGAAGUGUUGAACAGCAUUAAUUCUGCUCAGGUUUACUUCAAAGCAGGACUUGAUGUGUUUGAGAGUGUCUUGGUUGAAAAGAACUGA